Molecule: messenger RNA, 1017 nt
Organism: Phytophthora infestans T30-4
Lineage: Eukaryota; Oomycota; Peronosporomycetes; Peronosporales; Peronosporaceae
Product: polygalacturonase, putative
Exons: 3
Coding region: 1-1017 (338 amino acids)
Biological process (GO): pectin catabolic process
Cellular component (GO): extracellular region
Molecular function (GO): polygalacturonase activity
Source: RefSeq, a predicted model, not a curated record
AUGAAGCUUCUCUCCACUGCAUUCGCUGCCUUUGCUCUGCUCGCUGCCACCGUCAAUGGCUCGCCCAUGCUCCGCAUGGAAACCGAAGGCAAGAGCAACACCACCACCAGCAGCAGCAGUGGUUGUAAUCUAACCGGCACCUACAAGAAGGGCACCGACAUCUCAUCUUGCAGCUCCGUGACUAUCGACUCGCUCACUGUGCCUGCCGGUGUCACGUUGGACUUAAGCAAGACCAAGAGCGGCGCUACCAUCACGUUCACCGGCACUACGACGUUCGGACCGGCCAAGUGGGAAGGACCCCUCGUUCUGCUUGGAGGCAACAGCCUCGCGGUCAAGGGUUCCGGUAUUCUCGACGGCCAGGGUGCCUGGUACUGGAAGCAGGGACAGUCGAUCACUCGACCCGUGUUCUUCCGUCUGCAGAACGUCGUGGGCUCGACCCUGUCGGGCUUCACGCUCAAGAACUCCCCGUUCCGCACGUUCAGCAUUAACGACCACAUCACCAUCACCGGCAAUAAGAUCUACAACCAGGACGACUGUCUCGCCAUGCAAUCCAGUACCAACACGGUGUUUAGCAACAACCUUUGCUGCGGUGGCCACGGUGUGUCGAUCGGGUCUCUCGGCGGCAACGCAGUCGACCAGUCUUCGACGGUGCAGGGUCUUACUGUGCAGGGCAACACCAUUCAGAACAGCGACAACGGUAUCCGUAUCAAGACCAUCGUCGGUCUCAAGGGUCUGGUCUCCAACGUCAAGUACGUUGACAACAAGCUCCAGAACGUCAAGAACGCCAUUGUCAUGCACUCGGACUACAGCAAGGCCAAGGGGGGCUACACAGGCUCUCCCACUAGUGCUGUCACGAUCGAAGGUGUGACGAUCUCUGGUCUGACCGGCUCGGCCACCAACUUGUACGACAUUGUUGCCAACCCGAAGGUGGUCUCGGGCUGGACCUUCUCGGGUAUCAAAGUCAGCGCGUCUGCAAACGGUAAGGCGGUCGGCCAGCCCAACAGCGUUAGCGUGUAG